Linderina pennispora is the source of this 890-nucleotide messenger RNA. RefSeq lists its product as uncharacterized. The transcript has a single exon. The coding region runs from base 83 to 646 and encodes 187 amino acids. The record is from RefSeq and is a predicted model, not a curated record. NCBI's taxonomy places the organism in Eukaryota, Fungi, Kickxellomycota, Kickxellomycetes, Kickxellales, Kickxellaceae.
AUUCCGCAAACAUUUCCUAUCUUUCUCAUAUCGGUUGCUAUCACCAGUAUACUUGCUAUCACCAGUAUACUUGCUAUCCAGAAUGAGGGUUUCCGCUACCAGAACCGUGUCAGUAAUGGCGGCCGUCUCCACUGCACUUGGUGCAGUUGUCUACUACGAGCCUCUCACAGCCUACCUCCCGCUCUCAGUGAUCUCUGAUCCAAACCAGAUCAAGUCGCAGAAACAGGAGAGCAGUUCAUGGUGGUACUCACUAUUUGGUUCCUGGGGCAGAUCCAGGUCAGCGAGAAAGGAAAUACCGGCAGUGGCCUCACCUGCCGCAGUACUGCCCGCCCCAGGAGCGUUUGCGCAACCCGCCAUACCCAGUCCUGUGCCAAACUCUAAUAUCCAGGGGUCUACACUGGCCGAACUUCCCAGGACAAAGCAAGAGAUGUCGGAGGCUGAUGUGACAAACCUCAUCGUGAGUCUGUCUGGCCCCGUGCGCCAGUAUCUGCUGCGGGCACUGACGGGCUACCAGAAGAUAUUAAAGACCAUCGACCCGAAGAGCAUUGCUAAUGUGAUCCGUGGUCCUUUGGCCAAUCUGCGGAAGAACCUGGAGGCACUGCUUUCCGAGCCUGCACCCCAGCCGCCACCACAUAGCAAAGCAUAGGUGUCAGGAGGUAUGUGUCUAGAAUAUAGGGGUCUUCCGGGCGACUCGCCGGGCUUAAACGACGAAUAGCUUUUUUAUUUAAAUUUUUAGGUGUUUCACGAUAUCAUUUUCUGGUGCAAUUCACAUGCAUUUUAUUCAGCAGUUCACCACGCUUCAGUCCUCAGGGUCCACUCGACAGCACGCACCACUCUGCUGUGUGCCGCUUAGCCUAAGCCGGAAGCAAGGCCGUCUCUAAUCGCCUGAU